Molecule: messenger RNA, 1191 nt
Organism: Arachis stenosperma
Lineage: Eukaryota; Viridiplantae; Streptophyta; Magnoliopsida; Fabales; Fabaceae
Product: acyltransferase Pun1-like
Exons: 2
Coding region: 1-1191 (396 amino acids)
Source: RefSeq, a predicted model, not a curated record
AUGGAAGCAGAAAAUGGCAAGUUCCCUACGGUAGCAAAGCGAAAUCCCCAAGUAAUAUCAACGGUAGCUAUCGCGACAAAGAAAAUGAGGAACGGCAAGAGUGGUGAUGGCAGUUGUACCUACAGGGACCAGAGAUCCAUCCAUUGCAACGACCGAGGCGUCACAUUUCUCGUUUCAACCGUCAAGACCAACCUCUCAUAUAUUCUCAACAACCCUUCCGAAUCGCUUCUGAACCAUCUUUUCCCCGAUGGCCUUCAGUGGAAGGACAUGGGUUCAGAUGCCACCAUAUUAGCCAUCCAAAUCAACCGGUUCUCUUGCGGCGGAAUCGCCAUCGCCGUCUGCUUGUCUCAUAAACUCGGCGACGGUUCCACUCUCUUCAACUUCGUCAAUGACUGGGCUACUAUCAACCGAACCAAUAAUCAACUACCUUUCCCGCCGGAUCUUGUUGCGGGAUCUUCUCUAUUCCCGCAAGAGGACUUGCCGGUCUUUCCUGAAAUCUCGUUCACGAAGCAAAACACUGUGUGUGCAAGACUCGUGUUCGAGGGUUCCAAGAUCGAGUCCCUGAAGGAAACGGUGAAAUCCAACGGCGUUGAGAACCCGUCGCGGGUUGAAGUUGUGAUUGGAAUGAUCUACAAGCGGGCCGUUUCUGCUUUGGGGCUUGGCGGCAACGUUAACGCGCCUCUUUUGCUUGUUGCCGCGAAUCUCCGAAGGAGAAUGGUUCCUCCGCUUCCGGAGAAGUCCAUAGGGAACUGGGUCUGGUCGUUCCCCGUAGUGUCAAAGAAAAAGGAGGAAGGUGCAGGGUUGCACGAGUUGGUGGAAGAAACGAGGGAAGGUUUAUCGGAGUUGUGCGAGAAGAGUGUGAAGAAGUUUGGGGAUAAGGAAUUUGUGAUUGAGUUCCUAAGGAAGGCUACUACGGCGAGGAGGAGUAGUCCGAUUGGAUCGGAGAAGAGAGUGUUCUUCUUUGCGAGCUGGUGUAGGGUUCCGACGUAUGAGGUGGAUUUUGGAUGGGGGAAGGCGGCGUGGGUGACGAGUGUUGGGUCUCCAGUGAAGAACAGUGUGGUUUUGAUGGAUGCGAAAGAUGGGAAUGGCGUUGAAGCUCUUGUCAGCAUGGAGGAGCAAGAUUUGGUGGUCUUUCAGCGUGAUUUCGAGCUCCUUCAAUAUGCUUCUAUUAAUCCAAAGGUUCAUGCAUGA